Molecule: messenger RNA, 498 nt
Organism: Pyricularia grisea
Lineage: Eukaryota; Fungi; Ascomycota; Sordariomycetes; Magnaporthales; Pyriculariaceae
Exons: 2
Coding region: 1-498 (165 amino acids)
Source: RefSeq, a predicted model, not a curated record
AUGCUCAUCAAACUCACUAUAGUGGCCGCUGUGGCCAUCCUCGCCCUCACCCGCCCAGUCCUGGGCGAAGGACCAGCAGCAAAACCGGACACAGCGCGCGUGCCAGUCCUCAUCGAACGCGGUGCUCCAGCCCAAGCUGCCACUCCCGCCUCACCUCACCUCACCUUCUCGGCCAAAUUCACCCAGAGGCACGACGAAACGGAACAACAAGACAAGCCCGCCGUCGUCAAGGACAAGAGUGGCAGCGGGAUCAGAUUGCCCCCGACCCGCGGCCAUCAGGACGCAGCCCACCGCUCACGAGGCGGCCGGGCUAUGGCGUCCAAGCUCGAGGGCCGCAAGGAGACCACAUCGCGAUUGCAGCGACUGCGGCGGCGGGGGAAGCAAGUCGUGGCCCGCACCGACGAAGCAGCUGAUGGCCAGGGUUGCGCUGCGGCGGCGGUGGCUGGGUCGGUCGGGAGGAGGAGCGUCAGUGAUGGCGGUAAUCUGCACACGGGGUAA